This is a messenger RNA of Purpureocillium takamizusanense, 1192 nucleotides long. RefSeq lists its product as uncharacterized. Bases 244 to 1032 code for a protein of 262 amino acids. The transcript is spliced from 4 exons. Gene Ontology annotation, molecular function: oxidoreductase activity. Lineage: Eukaryota; Fungi; Ascomycota; Sordariomycetes; Hypocreales; Ophiocordycipitaceae. The record is from RefSeq and is a predicted model, not a curated record.
CCAUUAUUCUUGAGGUUUCAUUUCCGUCAUCACAUCUACGACAUCUUUCUACGCAGAGCAAGACAAGAAGAGUAAGUAGGCACACGGAACCGCGCUUGCAACACGAGGUGUCAGUCGCCCUGCCCUCUCUCUACCGCUCGUGCUGCAUUACAAGGAGGCUCCGCCCUCCGCACUACUUACCCUACAUGUAGUUCUUGACUUACACCGCACCGUUAGACGCGACAACCAUCAAGCAGUCUCAAAAUGGCGAAUAACAUGACCUAUCUCAUUACGGGGGCGAACAGAGGCAUCGGAAGGCAACUGACGACCAACCUUUUGCUCCGCCCGCGCACAACUGUCGUUGCAACCGUUCGCAACCCGGCCGACGAAACCUCGCAAUCGCUGCUGUCCCUCCCCAGGGCCGACUCCAGCGCGCUCAUUGUCUUGCCCCUCAAUGACGCUGACCCGUCCAUCGACAGCACGUCACUCGCAGCUCGGCUGGCCGUUGCCUCUGAAAAGGAGCAGAUGUCGCUGUCUGUCAAGCACAUCGACGUCGUCGUCGCGAAUGCUGGCGCGGCAGCCGAGUUCCAGUGCGUGCUCGACACGAGCCCCGAAGCUGCGAGAUCCUGCUUCGAGGUCAACGCAAUUGGGCCUCUGAAGCUGUUCCAGGCGUGCUGGCCGCUUCUCGCCAGGAGCGCACGCGAGGGCGGCAGCAAGUUUGUGCUCAUCUCGAGCUCGGCGGGCAGCAUCGCGGGCAUCGGGAUGGAGUUGCCCCCCAUCGUAGCCUAUGGGAUGAGCAAGUCGGCGGCCAACUGGCUGGCCAAGAAGAUAAGCGUCGAGUUCCAGGACCAAGGGCUCAAUGUCGGCGUAAUUCAACCAGGAUGGGUCAAGACAGACAUGGGCCAGCGCAGUGCAGAGGCAGUGGGCUUCAAGGAGCCGCCCAUGACGGUCGAGGACAGCGCCAGGCAUGUUCUCGAGCAGAUUGACAACUUGUCCAAAGAGACGACGCACGGCAAGUUCAUCAACUUCGAUGGCCAGGUGCUACCGUGGUGAUGCAGGGGGACAGAUUGUGAUAGUGGCAGUGCAUGUGCAUGUGUGUGUACGUAUAUGCGUGGUGACACGACGGGAUAUCUGGCUACUAAUGUCAGGCCCAGGUCGUCUGAGUCAGUCUUUGCGGGUACCGAGAGCACAGUCUCAUCCAAGUACAGCCGUG